Spirometra erinaceieuropaei is the source of this 1329-nucleotide messenger RNA. Lineage: Eukaryota; Metazoa; Platyhelminthes; Cestoda; Diphyllobothriidea; Diphyllobothriidae. The record is from the annotation of a GenBank genome assembly.
AUGGUGUCUUUUGACGUUGUCUCACUCUUCACGUCCAUACCACAGGCCCUUGUGAUCGAAACACUCAGCGACCUGCUACGUCAAAAUUACGACGGGGGCGAUGGCCAGCCCACAGCUCAGGAUCUCAUAGAACUCAUGGGGCACUGCCUCAAGGCAUUCUUUACCUUCGAAGGGACCACAUACGAGCAGAUCGAGGGCACUCCAAUGGGUUCACCAAUCUCCGGACUCAUUGCCGAGGCGGUUCUACAAAAACUCGAGAGACGACUAUUCGAGGAGUACAAACCCAAGUUUUGGGCACGCUACGUUGAUGACACCUUUGUAAUCAUCGACCAGGAUAAAGUCAACUACUAUGCGGAAUUACUGAACUCAAUCAUUCCCGAUCUAAAGUUCACGAGGGAAGAGGAAGUAGGGGGCAAUCUUCCAUUCUUGGAUGUUCUCGUCUGCCGCCAACCAAAUGGCGAACUAGCGACGUCGGUCUACAGAAAACCGACGAACAGGCCGCAAAUGCUCGGCUACAACAGCAACCACCGGCAACAACACAAACGAAGCUGUGUCCGCGCGCUGUACCGACGGGUGGAAAUUCAUUGCGACACGCCAGCCGCCAAACUGGACGAGAUAAAGCGCCUCGGAGAACUAUUCAGAGCUAAUGGCCAUGCGCGGGCAUUCAUUGAACGGAGCCGUAGGCAGCCAAAGAAGCGGAACGAAGAGCAUAGUCAGUCAAACUCGUGGUGGAGCAUUCCGUACAUUAAAGGGGUUUCCGAAGCCGUGGCUCGAUCACUCGCGCCUCUCGGAAUAGGUGUUGCCCACAGUCCUGACUCACCAAUCCGCCGACAAGUGAUGCGGCUAAAAGAUCUGAUCCCUAAGCAGGAGAUGUCGGCCGUUGUCUACCGACUUCAAUGCAGCUGCGGAAGGUGCAAUUACGUUGGGGAAACCGGCCGACGGCUACAAACGCGAACGCACGAGCAUAAGUUGGCUGUGCGAAAGUUGGACCCAAAGUCGGAGGUAGCAACCCGUGCCGCGCAAAUGGGAUACAUCUUCAACUUUGACGCCGUUGGGAUUGUGGGCCGGGGCGGCGAUCACACAGCAAGGCAAGUGCGAGAAGCCCGGAUGUCCACCGACCGCUCUGUCAACCGCCACAUCAAUUUGCCUCUCCCCUAUCUGACUUUACGAAACCUCUUUGCGGGGGACAGUCACGGCGCGGGACAAUCGGGGCCGUCAGUCAUCUCCGCGGCCGACGGGGGCGAUUCAGGUCACGGUGACAUGCGGGUUGGAUGCAGCCACACAGGCGGCAUUGGCGGAUCACGCACUGGACAAAGGGCGCAAUUAUAA